Messenger RNA from Anopheles stephensi (Asian malaria mosquito), 16088 nucleotides. RefSeq names its product mucin-5AC. Gene Ontology annotation, cellular component: transcription regulator complex; histone deacetylase complex. Lineage: Eukaryota; Metazoa; Arthropoda; Insecta; Diptera; Culicidae. The record is from RefSeq and is a predicted model, not a curated record. The transcript has 12 exons. The coding region runs from base 2793 to 8600 and encodes 1935 amino acids. Gene Ontology annotation, molecular function: transcription corepressor activity. Gene Ontology annotation, biological process: regulation of transcription by RNA polymerase II; negative regulation of DNA-templated transcription.
CGCGCCAGUUGUUGUCCGAUCAUAGGCCCAGCUCUCGCUCGUCACAACACAUUGCACGCGGGGUGCAGAGCAACGCAGAGCGACGCGUGUGCAGCCACCCACAGUAGGAACCGAAACCUCCUUUCCCAUCACCUUCCACAAAUCACCACCUACCCCCCCUCCGCCCACACAUUGCCCCUUGGAAGAAAGAAAAAAGAAACGGGGGGAAAUCAUCAGGAACGGAAGAAUUGCUAGUGAAGAAGGAACGGCUUGUUUGGCUCGUGUGGUUUUGGAAUGUAAGGACCUUUACCCCCAAUCAGCAUGGAAAAGUGUGACGAAUGAAUUGUGACGUGUUUAGCAAAAUGUGACCGAGCGAUCCGAAGCUUCGUUCGUUCGAACUCUGUGCGAGCGUGUGUGUGUGUGUAUAGUUGUGUACCAUGGAGGAAAGUGUACGUUAGGCGAACUGUGGUGGUGUAAAAGCCACUCGUGUUUUUAAGUGUCUGUAUUGGUGGUGGAGACACGCUCAUAACACGAUCGAGAUUGGCAGUGAAAUGGAGAAGUAGCAGCGUCGUCGUCUCAUCGCUCAAAAGUAAUCUAACGAAGCCCAUUGAAGUGAAUUUCGAAGGUUGUGCACACUAGUGUUAUUGUUUCCGAUACCGUAUCGUCUGUGGUUGUGCGUUGGUUCUAUCUGUUUGGUUGACGUAGCGUGUAGAGCAUUCGGUUCGGUUACCGGUACGCUAAUCCGACUCAGUCGCAACUACCUGUAGCCGCAUCGUACGAGUGGAUGUUAUCUAUACAUAAGCUAUUUUCUAUCGCCUAUUUAUACAUGCAUUAUACAUCUGUCUCUCUACAUAUACAUGCAUACAUACGAGCGUUCUACUCACUCUCUACGGUGUUGUACAUUAGAGCUAGUGAAGUUACAAGCAGUGCAGUGUCGCGUCGAUUCAAGGACAGGGCAGGAGUGUGGCGAGUGUACAGAACCAGACGGGACCGUGUGUAGAGUUCGAAAAAUCGCAAAACCUCGACCGGUUGUGAGCCAAACGUCUUGGGGGUGCCGGUCCUUCGCAGAUGCGAGACAAAAAAAACAAAUGCGAAGUACCACAUACGUGUACAGUAUAAAGCAGGCAGACACAAAAUAGAUAACCAAUAACCGUCCUCUUUAGUGUGUAAGACAAACACAACACAAAAGAAAAUCGAAAUGGCCAUCUUUUAAUUCAAAUCUCUAUCUCGAGCGAUAGUAGUUGUAAAGAUGGCGGCUACUUUUACUCUCAGCACAAUACUCUUGUAAUCUGUAAAAACAAAACAAACACACGCAUACAAAUACCCACUUUGAGUGAUGUAAAGCGCCAAGCAAGCAGGAAACGGGGCGACCAACGAUAAUCAGAUGAGGUUGCAGCUAGGAAAAAAGCGAGAAAGUAUUUCCAACAGAAACGUGUGUGCCAAAGCAAACAAACAAAUACUCAAGUCCACCGAAUGCAACGAGAGAUACAAUUUAGUGCAAGAGUCUGCGAGUGAAGCAGAAAAUUAGUAGAAUCACAUCCACAAUCAUCCCCGAGGAGAACGCACAACAUUUGACGUUUCGAAACGUCAGCACAACAAACCGGACAGCAGCUGUCAUCACAGGUGAACUGUACAAAUGUAGUUGAGACUGUUUGCCGCAAGAGGGCGGUACAAGGGGGCAAGAAGAUACUACCAAGCCGGGACCUGAAUCGGCAGUGAGAAUACGGUUCGUAAAGUUUAGUGGAACCGCUUAAUUUCCGGGGUGGUGGAAAAAUCAGUGCAACAGCUUAUUUGUGUAUUGGUGCCAGUUUAAUGUUGCCCGAGGGAAGGGCGCGAAGGGAACCGAAAACCCGGUGUGCGUAACCAGUGCUGCCAGCACGAUCUCUGGUGAUAAUGAUGAUGCGGCUAGCUGGUGGUGAUUAUGGCGCUGUUGCGCUACCGGAACCGGGUACGAUUGGUACUGAAGAAAAAUGGCUUCCUAAAGCACCGACGGUGCGUCGUCGCUAGUGUACCGCAGCAACCGGUGAAUCGGCAAGGAUACUGAAGCUUAAGGGGGACGGCUUUCAACGCCCACCCCAUCAAGACCUGCUCCGGGGAUCAGCAGCCAGUUGUGGUUCGCGUCGUGGAAUGUCAAAAGUGCGUGACGAGCGCGUUUCGUGAGCCGUUCGGCCGGUGCUUGUGAGGAGUUCUUCGUUGCCGGCAACUUCCGGUAAUUUCAUUUCACGAGAUUCCCGCACCACAUACGGUACGCACUCGGAUAACGACGAUUGCGAUAAAUGAGCUUGGCGAACGGUUGUGACUGUGCGUGCGUGCGUGCGUGAUUGCUUUUCGCGUGCGUUGGAGCAAACGGCUGGGAAAGCUGCCAUGAGCUUGAACGGCAUCCGACCGUUCAUGUGAGUGUGUUGUGUGUGUGCGUGUAUGAGAGUCGAUAAGAAGAAGGCAAGCAAGCCAGCUAGAAACGUGGUGGGCAAGAAUUCGCAACACACAAAAAGAAAAGCUCGUGGAAAAGUUAUUUCACGCGCAAUUGGAAAACCCACUGGGUGGAUACGCGGUCAAGGGGUGGCAGGAAAAAAGGUUCAAUUGUGCAAAACCGUGCCUGUGAGUGAGUGUUUUUUGUGGUGCUCGUGUGUGUGUGUGAGGUUGCUUCUUGUACGCCAGGAAUCCUGUCCCGUGUGAGUGGUUGCGUGUGUACGUGUGUGUACGUAUGUGUGUUCGUACGGCAGGUGUGGUGAAGGAGUAGACAACAUACUGUCGUGGAUAGAAGCAGAUCACCGUGUCGCUCGCAACCGUGAACAGGACAAGCUUCCUUCGUGAUGGCUGCUGUAAACUCGGUCCAGAAUAGCAUUCGGUUGCCGUUGGCCGGACUGGCACCGCCGCGCGUCCUUAUGUGUAGUGCCUCGAUGGGUGCGGAAGGUUCCGUCACACUUCAGCUCCGGGAAGCGGUACAGGCGCCCGAUGCGGCCGGGUCCCUCGAUGGAGCGCUCACGAUCGGCUACCCAGAUCCGGAAAUGUUGGCCGACAUGCUGGGCACAUUCCAGGGUGCAUCGACCGGCGGGACCGAUUCGGAUGCUGGCAGUUUCGAGCUGCUGCAGGACAGCAAUGGUAGCUCGACCGGGGCAACGCUACGCGCGACGACCGCCGAUCAGAUCGAGCAGCUUACCGGUGCUAUACUUGCAAAAGCGAACAGCAGCAGUAGCGGUAACGGCAACACGACAGGCACGUCCACCGUGACGAUAAAAGCAGAACCGGGCACGAAAGCAGUCGCGGAAAAGACGAAUUCCACCACCAACCUACUCCCUGCAACCAGCCAUUCGUCGAGCGCGACGUCCAGCACCACCAACCUGUCUCCAUCGUCGACGGCCAUCUUGCACCACGGUACCACGAUGGUGACCGUGAAAAGUACGGCCGCAGCGAGCAACGGUGCGAUUGCAACCGCCACCAGCCCUACCAGCCUCAUCCUCACGACGGUCAGCCGGGCGGAGACGGCUUCCGGCAGCAGUAGUGCGUCUUCUUCACCGUCGGCGGCAUCCUCACCGGGGACGGUUUCGCUGAGCGGGCUGUCCGGUGGGCUUGUGAAGAAACCACGGCCCAAGACGGUAUCACCGACACGGCACGGACCACAACAGUGUCAGGUCUGUAGCAAAGUGUUUGGUAAUGCAUCCGCCCUCGCCAAACACAAGCUAACGCACAGUGACGAGCGCAAGUAUGUGUGCGGAAUGUGCUCGAAAGCGUUCAAACGGCAGGACCACCUCAAUGGACAUAUGCUGACGCAUCGGAACAAGAAACCGUACGAGUGUAAGGCGGAUGGCUGUGGCAAAUCGUACUGUGAUGCACGAUCGCUUCGACGCCAUACCGAGAACCAUCACAGCGCAAUGGGGCUGGCGUCCGACACGGCCAGUCCCGGUCCGGGCGGAAGCAAUGCUGGACCACCCGGUGGGCUUAGUUUAUCACCAGCGACAGCUAGCGGCGAUGCAAGUUCUCCGCAUGGAGCAACACUAGUCCAAUUCACCACCACCACCGCAACAACCACCGGGAACGGUACGACCGGCAGCAGCUCCAGCAGCAACAGCAGUAAUUGCAGCCUUUCGAGCAGCAGUUCGAGCAGUAGUUCCAGCAGUAGCAACAGCAGCAGUAGUAGCAGCAGCAGCAGCAGUAGUAGCGGCAACGUCAGUGACUCCAGCUCCAGCUGCAAAUCGCCUUCGCCGAGCUCCCCAGCACCAGGCACGGGAAAUGAAGGCCUUACGCGCCAACAGCUCGAUCUUAUUUCCCAAAUCAUGCAGCAAACGAAGCAGGCAAAUGCAGCUGCUGCUGCUGCUGCUGCAGCGGCCGCUUCCAGUGCGAGCUCGAACGGUAACGGCACCGGCCAGUUGAUCACCACCAGCCAGAAGGUUCCAGUGCGUCCACGAACGUGGAAUAUGCAGCUACAGCUCAGCCAGAACAAGCUGUCCUCGACUACCGCAACGACGACGACGACACUAACGUCAGCGGCGGCGGCGCCGACAACGGCAACCGUGGUCAGCACGGUGCCAGUGCCUUCAAUGGCAGUCAUACCGACGACCACGCUGUCCACCACCGGCAACUCCACCAUCAUCGCCUCCCACCCGAACGGUACCAUCACCAGCCUCAUCACCAGCGGCAAGGCGCCGCCCGGUGGCAGUGCAAGUGCCGAUCCUAAUGGACCACACGCCGGGACAGCGUCCAUCUCAGUGUCAUCGUCUGCGGCCGCCGGUACGCCUUCCGUCGGUGCGGUCAGUGUGGUUUCGACGGCGGGCUCCACUACAACGACCACCACACAGACGACCGGGCAGGCAGCGCCACCUGCUGCUACUCAACAACCUGCCGGCGUCACCAACACCACCACCACCACCACCACCAACGCCGCUGCAGCCGCCAGCAAGCUUGAGCUGAAGCCGGUCGAGUGUAACCUGUGCCAUCGGAAGUUCAAAAAUAUUCCCGCCCUCAACGGGCACAUGCGACUGCACGGCGGGUACUUCAAGAAGGACUCGGAGGCGAAGAAAUGUGAUAAGAAGGAAAACACUGGCCCACCACUGCAGACGGCUAGCGUCGGUGUGCGGGCCCUGAUCGAGGAGAAGAUCAUCAACAAGCGCAGCAAGGAUUUGAAGAAUCUCUUAUUGAAGGGUUCAUUCGUCGUGCCGGCACCACCGCUAACCGCCCGUCGGCUGAUCGACGCCAACGAAGCAUUCCUCUCACCGAAACCGAGCGCAACGGUCGCGAUCGUCUCCACGUCCAACGGUACCGCCCAGAUCAUCAACACCGCCACCCUGCACUCCAAGGCCACCCUCAUCAAUGUCACCAGUGCGCCCCAGUCCAUCAGCACCUCGUCGGCACCGUCGAUAACGAUCAAUGGCUUAGCAACGGGUGCGACCAACACCACCACCACCACCACCGUCAACGGCACUGAGCUGAAAGAUGCCACCUUGAUCGAGCUGCUAAAGCGCGGCACUAAGGUAGCGGUGAAACGAGCGGCCUCUACCGGCGAUACCUCCACCAUUCUAUCGCUUCAGCAAUCGACGAGCAAUCCCACGAUCUCUUCCACGCCCAUCACCAACCACGCUACGGCUCAGCUGAUCACAUCGACCAACAGCCGUACCGUGACCGUUCUGCCCGCUGCGACACUCUCCACAACGCCCAAGAUGACGCCCACGGUCACCGGCACGAGUCUGAUGGCGAAUCCCACCAACGACGCCAGUCCACUGUCGCUUACCAUAUCGCAAACGCCAACUUCAACGCCCGGCGACGUGUUCACGCUGGCCUACGCGUCCGACUUUGGCGACGGGGAUGUGUACAGUGUGAGCGAUACGGCCAUGCUCCUGCAAGCCGUCGACCCGAUCCAGCUGCUGCAGGAUUCAAACUCAACCGAACCGCUCGACGAGAUCGCUCUCUCGGACUACGGCUCCAUCAGCGAUCAAGGGUUUACGCCUUCGCGUCAAAUUCAAGCCGUGCUGGACUCUCCCCUACCCGAAGGACUCGCCGAGUUUGGAGCACUGCACGCCAAAGACUUUAAUGUCCUGUACGGUGGCAGCACAGCAGCAGCCGGCGAGGCGAACGGAGGACCAGCGUCCUCCACCACCAACCUGCUACAAUCAUCCCCAUCUGGACCUCAUCUUUCGCCGCUUCCCUCACCACUGGCCUAUCCAACGCCUCCGGCCUCGCACGAGGCGGUGGCCCAGGCAUCGCCUUUCCUGGACGACUCGCGUCACUUCACCGACGCCGGGUCCUUCUUCGAUGACAAGCGCGGAGCGCAGAGCUUCCUCGACGAUGGCUUCUUCAAGACCGAACCGAAGGACGAGGAUGCGAAGCUGUCCGACAGCGAGAAGAUACUCGCCCUCAAGCACGAGCUGCUCGACGAAAACCACGACCUGUUCCGGGCGAACAAACACCUGCUGGACGAGCACUGUUCGGAGCUGUUCAAGACGGAGGACAGCUUUUUCGCCGAGUCCAAGCCCACCUCCGUGGACGGAACGUCCAAGAUGAAUCUGGACUUCCUGGACGAUACGCACAUGUUCAUCGAGGAGACACGGAACGCGUCCUCUCCCCUGUCGAAUGCUUUCUUCUCCGCCACCAUGUCGUCGGCGGCCGAAGUUAAGGAAGCGCUCGAUGAGGUCCUACCGAACGAUGAUGACGAUGACAUCGGUGUGCCGGAGGGGGACAUCGAUUUGUACUACCUAAAUGGCCUUUCCUCGCUGCAGUCGCAAAUGAUGCCCAAUUCGGACGAUCCGUUGCUGUCCUCCUCACCGAAAGACUUUGCCCACCGGCAGCAUCAGAAGUUUCUCUUCGAGCAGAGUCAAGCCGCCCAGCAGCAGCAGCUGCAGCAGCACCAGCAACAGCUUCAUCAGCAACAGCAACAACUGCAACAACAGCAGCAACAUCAGCAACAGCAGCAACAACAGCAGCAACAGUUGCUUCAACAGCAACAGCAGCAACAGCAGCAGACGGGCGUUAGCGCGCUCAACCAAUGCAUGCCUCCCAGUGCCAAAAAAUCGAAACCCUCCGAUGUUGAGUCAUCGAGUACGCCCCUCACGGUGCAAACCGAUCCCAUGCCAAAGGACGCGGACAGUGUGUUCCUCAGCCCGAGUAGUCUCUCCUCGCACAGCUGCUCCUCGUCGUCGUCCUCUUCCUCACUGUCGCUAUCGUCGAUAGCUUCACCCCGGCUGCAGCACGCUCUCCUAGGCAGUGCCAACUCUGGCGGACCCGUGUGGCCCCGCAAACGUUCCCAAACAACUUCAUCCACCGGUGCGGCCAACGUGUCCGGCCUUCCCGUAGGCCAACGAAAGCCCACAAUCUAUCUGUCGAAGCUGCGACGAUCCACGACGUCGCUUCUGCCGGCUCUGCACUACACCCCUUCGCCGAUGCUGAACCCCGAACGUGCCGGAACGACCGGGCUGUACACGAACGUCAACCGUGCACGAUCGACUGGUGCCGCCGAUGUGGAUCUCGACUCCACGAUGGACAGCACGAGCGAUAUCUUCUCCGAGCCUCCGCUACCGAUACGUCCCCGCAUCAACCUGGGCCCCGACUAUCAGGCAACGCUGCCCGAAUGUACGCGACCCGUCUACGGUGGACUUCAGCAGUUCCACGCCGCCCAACAGGCGCAACGGCUCUGGGAUCCGGCGUUAGCUCCGAACGAGCGGCAAGUGCAACGUUUCAUCGAGCUCGCCCGAUCGUCUGCCGCUCCGCUCGGAUGCCACACGGAGGAGAAUGCGCUGCGUGCUCUGCUGGAGGCGAACGGUGAGAUUCACCAGGCCAUCCUGGGAAUGCUACAAGGUCCACCCGCCACCAUCCAUCGCCGCUGGACGGCGGACGAGAUCGAGCAGCUUAUCCAGGGUCUCGAGGAGUACGGCAAAGACUUCCACCGAAUCGCUCGCGAUUUGCUUCCCGGCAAAUCGACUGCGGACUGUGUGCAGAUGUACUACUUCUGGAAAAAGCUCGGAAUCGACUACAAAAGCACGACGACGCUGGUGGGAUCGAAGUACGCCGGUUUGCACGGAUCGCCGUCGCCAACACCAUCGCCACCGGCACCACCGGCACCACUACCACCACCACCACCGGUAGAAGAUCUUCUGCUGGACCAUCUGGACUAUACGGCCAAUGCUAGCACGGGGACGACCCAUGCCCGAUCGCAACAGUCCACCCAGAACGUUGGAAACCUGCAGCAAAAUGGCCACACCGUCAGUACGCCAAGCGAUGUCCGACCGCAUGUUUGCGAGGUUCCUGACUGUUCAGCGAGCUUCUCGUCCAAAGCGGCCCUCCACGGUCACAUCCGCAUACACUGCAUCGGGCGUAACCACAGCACAGUUCAAAAUGGUAAUUUCUUGAGUGCCGCCGGUAACCCCAUUAACCCUAACCACAUACCGACAAAGGAUGACUAUCCCUGCAAGGUGUGCGGCAAGGUAUUCAAUAAGGUAAAAAGCCGAAGCGCUCACAUGAAGUCACACCGGCCGCAGGAUGCAAGCGAUCAGCUGCAGCACCAACUACAGCUUCACCAGCAACAGUUGCAACAGCAGCAGCAGCAGCAACAGCAACUGCAACGUCAGCAAGACAAUGAGAAGCAAGAAGCACACGAGGAAGGCACGCAACUGCAGCUAACAGUGACGAAGUGAGCCUAAGCAAGCAAGCAGAUGGAGCUAACGAGUACGGAACACGCAUCUAGACAAUCUUUUUGCCAAAAUAAUACAACAACAGCAACAACAAAAACCCUUAAAUGAAACGGCUACAAAAAACCCGAAAAAAACAAAUAACACAACUCACCGUUUUCACCACCCGUUGACAAGUGAAGCCAGCAAAAAAAUGCGACAAGAGUGACAAAACUUUACACUGAGCUAACGAAAGGUUGUUAAAGCUACAAAUUACCGAAGCAGAGCUGCUACAAAUUACCGAAGCAGAUAAAACUAGCCCCACAGAAACACAGAAAGGAGCAGAAGUUUGUACAUUUGAAUUAAGGAGGAACACACAAACCCAUUUCCGGACAGUCGGACAGUCGGGCUGUCUGCCCCCCCUCCCCCAUGAUGCCUAAAACCCGUUUGUAGUUUGUUGUAAGUACUGUGAAAAUACCAGGUCAAAUUAUCUCCACUACUUCCAAGCAAACCCUGUCCUCCUGCCCUGUGCGAGAACAACACUUACCUACCCUUUAAGGAUCGCGGCGGGAGUCAGUCAAAAAGUGAGGAACUUUAAAAUCUCUUACACCGCGAGAAAGGAAAGCCCGAUGGUGGCCACUUGAUUCACACCUAACUAGCUAAUGCUCGAUACUAAGCGAAGCGGGAGGAGUAGUGUAAGAGAGUAGUGGUGUGGUGUGUGCGAGUGUAUGGGUGUUUUUUGUACACGUAAAGGUGAGUUUUUUCGUUGUUGAAUCUUUCUACUCUAGUCGUAACGUUUCGGAAACUACUGCUCAACACACACACACACAAGUGGUGGUGUAUAUUAGUAAAUGUAAACACUUAAGGUUGUCGCUAAAGGAGGGUAAAGCUUUGGCCAAUCGAUGUUUAUGUAGAAUUCACACGCACUAACGCGCGCAGGAUUGUAUAUAGAGACUUUGUGUUUUUAUGGUCUAAACACACACACACACACAGAAAUUGUUACCCCACUGACAGCGGUUUUGCGCUAGGCUUAAGUGAGCUACGUUGCCAUUUGCAUCACCAGCAAGCGUAUAUAGGAAAAGACAUCACAGCGACGCACGACAAUGCAUUCGAUCGUGUACUAUAAACGAAGGUGUAGUACCGUAACGCACCACGAAACUGCAACCUUAACCCAACCCUGUUCGCCGCACUUUUCGCACAUUUCCCACCCGGGUAAAAGGGUCCUUUUCCAGUAUUAUCAACCAAACGGAAAACUCUUUCGUUCCUUCCCACGAACACAAACCAAACACACACACACACACACACACACACAAUCAACAGGAAGCAAUCGUUGCCAAUGCAUUUGUUGCGCGCAGUCCCUUUGAGUGAUGCCGAACAGUGUGUCGCGAGGCAACAGCUGCUAGCAGUGACUGGCAGCAGGUGGGUGAAAUAAUUGUGAAAGCUUGGCAGUUUGUUUUAAAACAAACCGAUUUAACAAAAAGACAUAAUUUGACAUGUAGAAAAAACAAAAUGGAAGGGAGGAGGUGGAAAAGAAAUAAGAUAAGAAAAUACAAAGUAGUGUGCAGCAGUGCGAUACAUCUAUUUCCUAAAAGAAAUUACUAAGUUUUACCUAACAAAAAAAAACAAAGAGAGGUGUAUGAAAGGUAGCAGCAAGCGCAGUGAAACCAGAAGAAGAAGAAAAACAAACCGUAAACUUGAAACAUGGUUGUAUCUAGAACUUAAGUGUUGAUCAAUGUUCUUAAUUCUAUAACUGAUUGAAUUGUAAGUAAAUGGAUGCUAAUGGUGUGGUAAACGUACAGCUGCUGUACGAAACACGCAAGCUAGCCUAGAGAGAAAGAGAGAAAGCAAAGAAGGGAAGUGCUUAAUGGCAGAUGGCGAAACGGAAACAAAGCUAAGUGCACCGAUCAUUAUUUCAGGCAUAACCUGAAACAAGGGGUGGUUCGUGAAUUCAGCGUGGAUGCAGCAUCGAGAACAGGGUUGUCUAAAACAAUUUUCAAACUUCAAACACAAACACUCUCGGAAACUAAAAAGGAAACCAAUCUCUCUCUCUCUUUCUAAUGUCUCUCCUUUGUCACGUACGACACGGAACGAGCGAUCGAGAUAUAUCAGUGUUUUUUGUAGUAGUAUAUGAAUUUAUUUUUCUACUUCCGAUCCACUUUGAUAAUUGACAACUAUUCGAAUACUUCGAACAACUGAAAUGGCAGCAAAGAAACAGGAAAAAAGCUCACCGUUGCAGCAAUGAUGAUGGACUUUACGGAAUGCGACGCAAGUGCGAUAACUAGGUGAAACACUGUGAGCGCUAGCUCCAAACAUUUGGAAUCGAUUUAUCGUGCUGCUCAAACCGAUAUUACUGUAACUAGAAGCUUUGUUCUUAUCGUGUUCAGUUCCGCGCUGCAACUGGUGGGAGAUUCUUUAGCAGCAAUUUUACAGUGUCUCACACAACAGUUGUUGUUUUUCAUCCAAUCUCUUGUGAAAUGUGAUAUUUAAUAUCUGUUUGAAAAUCGCCCAUUGCGAGUGUAGCUCAAAAUUGCUCAAAUAGCUGGAAAUUAUUUAGCACAACAACAAACGAUUUUGAUAUUAAUUUUCACUUUAAGUGACAAUCAGUCCUGCCAGCACUACUAUCUGUACUGGUGCUCAGAUCUUUUGGUUGUUGUUUUCUCCGAAACAGAAUGUAUCGGUCUAUUGUUUUCUUGCUCAAUAUGCUCCAAGGUGGUGGUGAUUACUUUUAUGGAGAAGCACGAAUAGAAACACACAAAAAAUCAAAUACAAAAACAAAACAACAAACCGCGUUGUGCAAGGAUGCCCUCUGCACGGAAAUGGUGCACGAGGAACGGUGAACGUGUACAGCAAACAAAUGGCAAAAUCAAAUACUCCGCGUUGUGAUUUUUAACGAAUUAAAACAAACAAACAAACAAACAAACAAACAAAAAGGCAAACGAAACCACGGAACGAGGACGCAGAAACACUCAAACGUACACUAGUCUUAUCGCUGCAUACUGAUCGUUCGUUUUUUGCUGUUUCGUAUGGUUCGUAGGACAAUUUAAGGGCUAUAACUUUUUCUCUGUCUAGGGCGGAGUGUCUGUGUAUGUGUGUUAAGCAAACGUGGUGCGAUCGUUUAAAACGGAAAUUUGUACGUACGGAAAAUUCUUUCUCAGUUUUGGGUGCGGCAUGCAACAGUUACCUCCUGAAAGGAAAGCUUUGUGUUGUUUCGUUGUUUUCUGUAAGCAUUGCGAUUGCGUACAAACAUCCGUGUGUGAUGUUAUACGCCUAGACUACUGCUACUACUACAACUACUACUACAACUGCUGCUCUGUUUUCAAACCCUGACCCUGAGUAAGGCAAAGAUGCUGAGCUAGAUGCACGAUGUGUAAAAAAGGAAUAAAGUUGGUGAAACUAUAAGACAAGCGAGGGGGGUGCGGUCUCAGAACCGAAAAGGAAACCCGCCCCAGAAAAACGAAACAAACAAAAAACAAACCCCUAAACUGCACGAAAUGGAACGAAAUUGAGAUAAUAGAAGUUAAUACAUAUCAGUUUUCUAGAAGAAAUUUAUGAUAAAAAGAAACAAAAAACUCUAAACUGUGCAAGUGUAUUUAAGGGCAGCGAAACGGCUCUUGAAGUGGAAGAGCAAAGACAGGUAAAGCGAGCCUCUUCUGCUCGCGCACCGAAUAGAACAAAAAAAAAAAGAAGCGAAACACUUUUAAACCUAACGUCGAAAACAAAUCAAACAGCCAAGCACAGACGAACAUUUGCAACCACAAAAAAAAAUUCAACCUUUACGAAACGUGUUGUGUACCUUGUAUCUUUAAAAAUACUAUGAAAACGUUGAAAAUCUGUCGCCUGUUUCGAAAACGGAAGAAGGAAAACAAAAACGCCAGAAAACGUUUAGAGGUUACGUUUCCAUUAUUGUGGGGCUUGCGGAUGAAGAAAGAGAGAAAACGGGGAGUGGGGAGGGGGAAAACAAUGAUGCCAAAUUAGUUUCUAUUGCUGGAUUGCUGGAGACUGGGCUGAACUGUCCAGCGCGGAAUCGAAUGCGGAUCUGUGAGGAUCGGCAACUUCCCUUUCUGUCACUAAGAAGUCUUCGUAAUUAUUUUAAUCACCACAACCAAACAGCCAAAUCGAGAGAAAUUGUAAUACAAAACAGCAAGAGUUUGAACGGGUGAGAGACAGAACGAGAGUAACAAGCAACAAGAAUGCAGGUAACAAGACGGAACCGAUAAGAAGACGUAAAAUAUUUAAAAGUAAUACUCAAUGACAAUCCAAAGGAAAAGCAAACACUACACAGCAAAAAUAAGGGAGAAAAACGUGCAAACGUGAAAAGGCAAAUAUCUGGCUCUCUCGCUCGCUCUCUCUCUCUCUCUGUCGCUCUCAGCGUCGCCUGCUUGUUUGUACAUAGUGAAGGUCCUUGUUUUCAUGUGCAAAACACAAUUAGUAGUGUGUAAGUUACGCGUAUCGAUGCAGAUGCAUUUUACUCUUUUGAGCACACACAUACACGCGCGCGCACAUACACGCACACACAUAUUUAAUAAUAUUUAAUUUAAAAAGAUUAGUUCAAAAAACUGGAAACGCUUUCUUUUUUAACGCUUUAACCCUUCUCGAAUGCCAUCCAUGGAAUAAUUCCUCCACCUAACGUAUAAAUAUGUGAGGAGUGUGUUGUUUUAAACUGCGACUUUUUUGUGCGUCACUGUACUGACAUGGUCUACUACGGAGCGCAAAACAAGCGAAUGCUUUCCCGCCUAAGUUUGUCUCUUUCUCACGUUAGUUAAUAAACACACAGACACACACCUUUCCUUUACGUUGACGUUUGAGACGGUUCAACGAUAAGUUUCGUUUAGUAAUUUAAGUCUUAACGGCAUAAGUAACCCAUCGAAUUUGGUAGGCUAAUUAGACAAUUGUUUAAGGAGCGUUUAAGUCAAUGCUUUGAAACUGGUUUUCAAACGCACACUGAUGCUUGUGUUUGGUUGUUGGUUUUUUCUUUUUGUUUCGGUUGUUUGUCCAAUUACUCGUCCAAUUACGUUGAACGUUCAGAGUGUUAUUACUUAAGUGGUUAGUGCUAUUUGUAGUUUGGUGAAUUUUUGUGUCCUCUACUGUAAGUGAAACAUUUUUGCUUUUUUUCACACACACUUACACAAACACUUAAACACACCAGGAUCAACCCCUUGGAAGCUUCCUCACCUUUGCUGCAUUGUGUUAUUGUGUGAUUUUCGGUGAUGAGUGUGAGUGUGUGUGUGUGCAUCUCGUAUUGCGAUAGUAUGAAUAUAUUUAUAAAUGGAAUUAUCGAAAGUAUAUAUUAUACAUCAUUAUCAUUAUUAUGCAAAAUUAAGUAAUCGUUAUAUUGUCUGUGCGGGAACGCGUAAAAAAAAGGGGAAACAAUAAGUUUAACGGCACGAAGCGCAUCAAACACGCAAACUAAUUUGUGAAAGUGUGAAGAAACCCGAAGGGAGAAAGAAGCGAAACAAGAAAAGUGCACAAGUUUUAAAGACGGGAGGAGAAAGAAAAACCGAAGAAGCAAAAACAAUAAUACAACAAGCACAAGAGAGAAGGGAAAAGGAUGAAGGAAGUAAAGAAGAUUUCUUUUAACCCAAACGGCAACAUUACUACUUGUACAGAGAAACAAUGUAAUAUUAAACAGGUUACACGACAGAUACACAAACCCACACACACACAUAACGCACACAUAUAUACAAACAAAAGCGCAACGUUCUGCCAGCCAGCUCCACAAAGAAUAUAAAUGUUUUUCACUGUUAGUUUUUAAUGUGAUUAUAUCGAUAAGAUGAAGAAAGGGAAUUGUUCUGGUAAAAAGAAAAACAAUACACGCCAACGGAGAGAAGCACGAAAGACAUUACUAGACACAAUGAUGGUGGUGGAUGAGGGAACUGUUACAGAACGGAAAACCCGCAGUCGAUUAGUAAGUAAAGGUGUGAGAAAAGAAGGUGACAGAAUGAGCAAAAGCAACAAAAAGAAAGCCACAUACAACUUACAGUUUUACUGUAACGAUUCAAACCCCCAGUUUGCAAAUGUGCUCUAAAAUUUCGCUUUGUUGAACUUUUCUGUUUGGUUUAAUAUUUUUCUCCCCAUACUUGCUCAUACUAUUAUGGUUGUUAACUGUACUGAAACAAAAGACAAAUACCUGUUUGCUCAUGCAAUCUCUCACUCACUGGUUAGUGAAGCCGGCCGGGUUUUUGUGAACAAAGCGGGAGAAACUAUAAAAACAAAUCAAUGUGUCAAUUCGGUGAGCAAAAGGUCAAACGGUCAGAGUCUGCAGACAAAAUCCCCUAAUCAAAACAGACAGCACACGCACAUCACACAUCGAAGCUUUUUUAAAACAUCGAUCAACGCAACAGAGUUUUAUCGAAGGGAACGGUUUUAAUCGGACACUUAGCGGCCAUUAACAAAAAAACAUACAGGCAACUUUUCAUCAGCAAAACAACGAAACGAAGCUUUUUAUGCAGUUCCCGUAGCAAAGCGAUACCCUAUCGCUGUUGUACGCCAUCGUACGAAUUACAGCGCAACGAUCUAUUUUGAAUUUGACAGCAUCGAGUAUAGACGCAGCGUUACGUAGCGUUACGUAGCGUUACGCUGUGGGCCUACUUAAUACGUUUAGCACGCGCGGCUGAAGAGAAAUGAUGGUCGUACUUAAUUGAAACAAUACAGCAUGCAUGUAAUGUGUUUUUUUGUUCAAUGUGUUUUAAUUUGCUGCCCGUUGCAUACAGAACAGUUAAAAAAACGCACUGUGGCCAAGAAUAACAGACAGAAAAAAACGUAGCAGCAAGAAUGGAAGUAAAACAAAAGCAAAAUUCUGUGAUUUCCGAGUUGUAAUUAAAUGCACCCUACUAUCCUUCUCAUGGGCACACAGCUCUCCUCGAAUGUGUGGCAAUGUGUUGGAUUGAUCGAAGCAAGCAAAUUUAGCCUUCAUUUCUUAACACAGUCUUUUAUCUCUUUUAAGAUGAACCGAAACCAGAAAGAGAGAAUGUUUCUUGGUUGAAGAACUUUUUUUUAAUAACAAAUGAACUAAUUAGCAAACCUGAAUUUAGUCUUCUCUAUUUUCUAAAUUUUCUUGCUUUCACAAACUCAAAAUGUCCAUUUAUCAUAAAUGUUGUGUUUUAAAAUUAAACCCCAAAUAGAAGCAACACACUGAGAGCCGCUUAGCACAAAGAUAUGCUAAACAAAAAAGAACAUUCAGAAUACAAGGUGGAAAGGAUGGUAAAGAAAAUCCAGUUUAGUAGACAGCGACAAACAAGUAACAGUGUAAUAUUCCAGUGCCAGUGCUAUUUUUAAAGACAGAGAGGAAAAUACAAGAAGUAUAAAAAAAGGAAACAGCACACCUAAAGCUACCACGAUAUGGAAAGGGAGGAACAUCAGCAGAACAAAACAUGAGAACAAGAAGAUAACGCAAACACAAAACCGAACCGAAUUGCCGUUCAGUGAAAGUUACCGAUAGUAAAUGGAUGUGAGAGUUAGAGGAAAACUCUUUAAAACUUGUUGAAAGAGUAGCAUUAAACACAAAAAUUACAACAA